CCUGCAGCGGUGCUGGGAAAGCACCCGAGUGUUGCUGUAAGCUGGAAUCGCACUGGGAAGAGUCAGGAGCAGGCAGGGCAGAGUGGGGCUGUGCCUGACACCCCUCCUUGGCAGCGGGUGAAAUUCCUGGGGAUGUCCGCUCCGUGUCCCCCCUCCUGGCCUUGUACCAUGACUGUUCCUUGGGACAGAAACAGGUUCCCUGCACUGAAUCAUCUCCUUUUAGCUGUCUUGUGUGAGCCUGUGCUGUGUCAUCUCUCCCCGCUCUUUAUUUAAUAGAGCGCAGGCUGCCAAGACAGAGCUGAAAUGAAGCUGCUCGCUCCUGCCUGGUGCUGAGGAGCAGGAGCUGUGAUUUCUUCUCGGUGUUUGUGUGCUAUUUCCAGCAUAUUGUCGCCCCUGUCCCUGCCUCUCCUGUGAUGCCUGUCCCCGGAGAAAUGGGAAUCGUUACCGCUCUGGCUGUGUGUCAGGCUGGUUUCAGCUCAGCUUUGCAGCCCCUUUUCUCGUGUUGGUUGGCACGCGGCAGGACUGCCCUGUGCUUAUCUGCCCUGACAUUUAGGAUCGGUGUCUGCAUGAGCUUCUGAGGCAGAUCUGGAACUGCAGGAUUAAUGGAGACGCAAUGAAAGCGUAGCCAGCCCCAUCCCGUGGGCAGGGACCGAUGCUGCCUCGCCCCACCAGCCACCAUGGAGCUUGCUAAUACCAAAGAUUUCCAGUGGAAAACCCUCGCCCCGCUCCCGAGCCGCAGGGUCUACUCAACCUUGGUGGAAGCUGGCGGGCAGGUGUUUGCCAUCGGGGGCUGCGAUGACAACGGGGUCCCCAUGGACUGCUUUGAGGUGUACUCCCCCGAGGCCGACCAGUGGACCUCGCUGCCGCCCAUGCCCACGGCCCGGGCGGGGGUGGCGGUGGCUACUUUGGGCAAGCGGAUCAUGGUGAUAGGAGGGGUCGGAGUGAAUCAGAUGCCGCUGAAGAUAGUGGAGAUGUACAACGUAGAUGAGGGCAAGUGGAAGAAGAGGAACUCGCUGAGAGAGGCAGCCAUGGGCAUCUCAGUGACGGCAAAAGACUACAGAGUCUAUGCGGCUGGUGGGAUGGGAUCCGACCUGCGGCCGCACAACUACCUGCAGCACUACGACAUGCUCAAGGACAUCUGGGUGUCGCUGGCGGCCAUGCCCACACCCAGGUACGCCGCCACAUCCUUCCUGCGAGGCACCAAGAUCUACGUGCUGGGUGGAAGGCAGUCCAAGUACGCUAUCAAUGCCUUUGAGGUCUUUGACACGGAGACCAGGUCAUGGACCAAGUUUCCCAACAUCCCCAACAAAAGAGCCUUCUCCAGCUUCGUGCCCACAGAAGACAAGCUCUUCAGUCUCGGGGGUCUGCGGCAGGGACGGCUCUACCGGCAGCCCAAGUUCAUGAGGACCGUGGACAUGUUUGACAUGGAACAAGGUGGCUGGUUGAAGACGGAGCGUUCCUUCUACCUGAAGAAAAGGCGAGCAGACUUUGUGGCUGGCUACCUGAAAGGCAGAGUUGUCGUGGCUGGGGGACUAGGGAACCAGCCGACCGUCCUGGAGUCCGCAGAGGCCUUCCACCCUGAGAAGAACAAGUGGGAGAGCCUGCCGCCCAUGCCCACCCCACGCUGCGCCUGCUCCAGCAUCGUGGUGCGGAACUGCCUGCUGGCUGUCGGCGGGGUGAGCCAGGGCCUGAGCAGUGCCGUGGAGGCACUGUGCCUCUCCGAUUCCUAGCUGGCUCCUGCCUGGAGGAGGACCCUGCCCCUCGCUGCCUCCAGCAGUGCUGGUGGUGGUGCUGGGCACCUCCUGGCAGUGCUGAGGCUGGGUGAGCACCACCGGAGCUGCCCUGGGAUCCCUGCAGCUCGGCUCUGCUUGCUGGUAGCUGAACGCAGCCUUGCUCGGGAGCUGUGGCUGGCAGGAGCCUGCAGCCAGGGCUGCUGUUCCUCUCCCUCUUGGGCACUGCUGCUCCAGCCCGUGGAGGGAAGGAGCACUUUGGCCGGGGGUCCCUUCUGAUCAUCUUCAAUGCUCUGUGGGAAACCCAGAUGAAGGAACUGCUUGCAGCGCUGGUGUGCCACAUCUCCUGCUAGCGGGAAGGACUCUGGAGAUCAGGGAUGGGCAAGCACCUCUCUGCAGCCAUCCUGACCCUCUACCAAAGGUGGUAGGACUAUCCAGACAGGUCAGUGGUGGUUCAGGGAGAACUGUUGUGAUGUUGCCCUCUUCGAGCACCCUGGAAUCUAUGUGUGCUUCCCUGCACAGAUCCCCUUGGUUUGCAAUAAGGAAAACUCCUAACCUGCAGCCAUAUCCAGGGGAUUGUUCUUUUGCCUUCAUAGCAAGGCUGUUCCUGCAAACCUGUAGCAUUUGACUGUCGCUUUGGCAGAAGCUGGAGCGAGGGGCUGCCAAUGCUCCUGGGAGGGAUGAAUGCCCAAAAGACUGUUUUAGCUAGAGGGAAGACCUUACUUCUGGCACAGGACUAGCACAGAUACUGUCUUUGCUGGCUUCACGCAGAGAUGGCCUCAACCUACAAUGUCCUAACCUGUUUCUUUAGCUCCUUUAGUGACUUGGGAUCUUCUGUUCAGCCCUGGGAGAAAGGAGCAAAACUGAGCCCUGCCUCUUAUUCUGAGUGCUCUCACCGCGGGACCGGGCAGUGGCGUGGGCAGUGGUUUCGCUGGCAGCAAAGCCAUCGCUGCCUCGUUCUUCCCAGGCGGGUUGCGGGAGGGCUGUCCGAACUGUCGGGUUACAAUUCUAGCUUGUAGCAGUUGCACCAUUAAAAGCUGUCUUCAGCAGAGCCCUC
Messenger RNA from Grus americana (Whooping crane), 2787 nucleotides. RefSeq names its product kelch domain containing 8A (gene KLHDC8A). Gene Ontology annotation, molecular function: protein binding. The coding region runs from base 678 to 1730 and encodes 350 amino acids. The transcript is spliced from 7 exons. Lineage: Eukaryota; Metazoa; Chordata; Aves; Gruiformes; Gruidae. The record is from RefSeq and is a predicted model, not a curated record.